AUGAAGGGGCAAGAGAAGAAUGGACAAGCUAGUGGUUCUAGUGAUGCUCCAAUGAAGAACCACUUCUAUGCUCUUCGUACUAGGAGUGAGCAAGAGACCUCUCCUGAUGUGGUGACCGGUAUGUUACAAGUGUUUACUAUUGUUGUUUAUGCUUUACUUGAUCCGGGUGCUACUUUGUCUUUUGUUACAUCUUUUGUGGCUAAAAAGUUUGAUACUUUACUCGAUGUCUUGCAUGAGCCUUUCUUAGUGUCUACACCGGUGGGUGAUUCGGUUGUUGGAAAGAGGAUUUAUAGAAAUUGUCCUACUGUGUUUCCCAAUAGAGUUUCUAAUGUUGAUCUAGUUGAACUAGAUAUGCUUGAUUUUGAUAUUAUUUUGGUGAGAGUCCAAGAUCUUGGCUCCGAAAUUCCUCCCAUUAAGUCGGUAUCCGUAGUGAGUGAAUUUCCGGAGGUUUUCCCUAAUGACCUUCACGGUAUUCCUGUCGAAUGGGAAAUUGAUUUUUGUAUCGAUUUGCUACCGAAAACAAAUCCUAUUUCAAUUCCUCCUUAUCGAAUGCCUUCAGCUGAAUUGAAGGAGUUGAAGGCAAAACUUAAAGAUUUGCUAGAUAAGGGAUUUAUAAGGCCUAGAAUUUCUCCAUGGGGUGCUCCGGAGUUAAAACUCCGGCAAAGAAGGUGUCUAGAGCUAUUGAAGGACUAUGAUAUGAGUGUCCUUUAUCAUCCGGGAAAGGCGAAUGUUGUAGCGGAUGCUCUUAGCCGUUUGUCUAUGGGUAGUGUUUCUCAUGUUGAUGAAGCCAAAAGGGGACUUGUGAAAGAGGUUCACCGUUUGGCUAGAUUGGGAGUGAGAUUGUAG
Messenger RNA from Solanum pennellii, 846 nucleotides. RefSeq lists its product as uncharacterized. Bases 1 to 846 code for a protein of 281 amino acids. The transcript has 3 exons. The record is from RefSeq and is a predicted model, not a curated record. Lineage: Eukaryota; Viridiplantae; Streptophyta; Magnoliopsida; Solanales; Solanaceae.